CCAGCAGCAUCCAUAGUGAUAAUUCCAGUGCAGCAGCAGUCAGUGCCACAGUCGAUGCCACGCCCAGUGCCGGUGAGGCUACUGAGCCGAUGCUGCCACAGAUUCCGCCGUAUAUACGCACAACCGCCAUGUUCUUCUGCAUAGCCAUCAUGCUGAUGGGAGUUGUGGGCAAUGUGAUGGUGCCCAUUGUGAUUGUUAAGACAAAGGAUAUGCGCAACUCCACAAACAUUUUCCUCACCAAUCUCAGCAUUGCCGAUCUGCUCGUUCUGCUCGUCUGCACGCCCACCGUGCUCGUUGAGGUUAAUACGCGCCCAGAGACCUGGGUACUUGGCCACGAGAUGUGCAAGGCCGUGCCGUUCGUUGAGCUGACUGUGGCCCAUGCCAGCGUACUGACCAUCUUGGCCAUCUCAUUCGAGCGCUAUUACGCAAUCUGUGAGCCAUUAAAGGCCGGCUAUGUCUGUACCAAGGGGCGUGCCAUACUCAUCUGCGUACUGGCCUGGGGCAUUGCUGCGCUUUUUACGAGCCCCAUACUGUGGGUGGCCGAGUACAAGUUGGCCGAGUAUAUUGAUGGAUCAUCGGUGCCCGUUUGCCUCACGCAGGCCAUCACCGAUUGGACCAUUGCCUUCUUUCUGAUGACCAUAACCGUGUUCUUCGUCAUGCCAUUCCUAACCCUGGUCGUGCUGUAUGGCAUCAUAGCCAAGAACCUCGUCUCCAAUCAGAGCACCAUGCUGCGCGCCCGACCCACCAAGCCGGAGCUGAGCCUAAAGGCCCGCAAGCAGGUGGUCCUAAUGCUCGGCGCCGUAGUUCUCUCCUUCUUCGUCUGCCUGCUGCCCUUCCGUGUGCUCACCCUCUGGAUCAUCCUGAGCACGGACCAAUCGCUCCACGAGCUUGGCCUGGUGCGAUACUACAGCCUGCUGUACUUCUGCCGCGUGAUGCUCUACCUUAACUCGGCCAUGAAUCCCAUACUCUACAACCUGAUGUCCACCAAGUUUCGCAGAGGCUUUGCCCGGAUCUGCCACGAUGCUGGGCGAUUCCUGUUGAAGUUGCUCACGCUGGGACGGAGCAGCGACGGUGUUGGCGGCACUCGCGGACGCAGUGGCACCAUAUCCACGGGCCUGGGCACCAACACGAACACCAACUCGUCCAAUGCCACGGCGGCCACUGGCUCGAGCAUUCUGUCACGCAGCUCCAAUCGACGCUGCAGCGAGGACAUCAGCCGGACACGCCUUAAGAUUGAGCUGCAGUUGCCGUGCGGCAGUGAUCUGGAAGCCAUGGCCAUGCUCCACCAUUCGGGCAUUGGCAAACGGAUGGCCAGGCGCGAGAGUGAUAGUCGGCUAAUGGGCUUGAAGAAUUCAAAUCACAAUCCCCGUCGCCACAAGCCUCAAAUCAGUUUCGACGAGGAGGCACUGGCCGGGCCAAAGGAAGCUGAAAAUCCCAUCAUCGCCAUUUCCAGCUACAGCAUCGAGCCCUAUGGAGACGGAACGGAUGCCCCAGUCUGCACCACAUCGGCCGAUGGAUUCUGGCCCAUCUUCUACUUUGUGGGCAGCAUUACGCUGUUUUUCUUUCUGCCCUUUGGCAUACUACUGCUGCUGUACGCGGCCAUUGCCUACAAGUUGCUGCGACCGAAUAAUGCCUUUCAUAGGCCCACCUCGCCGCAGCCACAGGCGGGAACGGGAACGGGCACGGCCACGGCCACCGCGACACCCAGCUCCAAGGGCAACAGCCAUCAGCAGAGCAAUGGCAUGAGGAAGCACCGCAAGCAGGUGAUUUUCAUGCUGGUGGCAGUCGUCUCCAGUUUCUUUGUGUGUCUCUUGCCCUUCCGUGCAUUCACGCUGUGGGUAAUCAUGGCCAGCGCCGAGGAUGUGGAGCGCCUGGGCAUCUCAGGCUACUACAAUCUGCUGUACUUCUCGCGCUUCAUGCUGUACCUAAACUCGGCCAUGAAUCCCAUCCUCUACAACCUGAUGUCGUCCAAGUUUCGAAGUGGCUUUUGGCGGCUGCUGCUCACAUGCCUGGGGCAGCGGCCAAGCCAUCAUCAUCGCCACCAUCACCACAUGCAGAGGAAGCAUGCGACGACAGGCGGAAGCAUGCGAAACACUUCCCGAAGACAGGCCAAUGAUGCCGACGAGGCUGCCACUUUGGCCGGUGGUGGCACCAGCUCCCGACCGCCUCACCGUACGCUGCGUCGCGAGGCCACAUUUCUGAUCAACUCCAUAUCCACCUCAUCGGGCACGGAACGCACCACCUCAUCGUCUGCCUGGCGAAGCAAUAGUCUCUCCAUUUCCGGACUAGGCGAGCGUGAACGCGGCAUCCUGGGUGCCGCUAUCAUAGGAACCACAGCGGCCACGGUGACAACCGCUUGUCUGCAGGAGCGUCGAACCAGCAAAACCUGAACACAUCCCUCCCCAAUGAAUUGUACGAGUAUUUUAGUUGAAUUCCAACAGCAAAUAGUCAUAGUAUUUAGAAGAAAUUUCGUUGUCAAGACUGAUGUACCUCAGAAGAAGUCAAUAAACGCUAGAGAAUG
Drosophila guanche is the source of this 2521-nucleotide messenger RNA. It is a transcript of the gene ETHR, whose product is annotated as tachykinin-like peptides receptor 86C. The coding region runs from base 90 to 2390 and encodes 766 amino acids. Gene Ontology annotation, biological process: G protein-coupled receptor signaling pathway. Lineage: Eukaryota; Metazoa; Arthropoda; Insecta; Diptera; Drosophilidae. Gene Ontology annotation, molecular function: thyrotropin-releasing hormone receptor activity. Gene Ontology annotation, cellular component: plasma membrane. The transcript is spliced from 5 exons. The record is from RefSeq and is a predicted model, not a curated record.